AUGUCGAAAGCAAAUGCAGCUUUUCCGAAUUCCUCCAAGAUCCUAAUGAACACUGAAUUCAAAAUUGCCUGUUUUUUAGAUCAUGACUUCAGUCUAGAAUUUCCAAGCCGUCAGAAGUCUAAAUCAGCGUAUUCCACUGUCAAGAUAAAUGGAGACAAAGACAUCGAUGCUCUCACGAUAUGCUUAUGGUUGAAACCGUCCUUGGGCUCGGAUCUUGGACUUCUACGCUAUUUUGAUGAAGCGGGGUCCGAUGUAUAUUUUGCAUUGAGGCUAGGUUCUGUUGGGCAGAUAUGGCUUUCGAUCCACGGUGAAGAUAGAGAACUAGAUAUCAUGCCUCAAAUCCAGAACGGCGAAUGGCAUGGACUAUGUGUCACAUGGAACAAAGAUGAUGGCCAUUUUCUGAUUUACUACGACGGUCGGUUAAUUAGAAGUGAAAGUGAUUUCAAAUCCGGAAAAUCAUUUUCCUCGAAGAAUACCUUUACUUUGGGAAUCGGAGCGGAGGAAAAGUUUAACUACACCGGUAUGUUAGGGCAUGUAAAUAUAUGGCCACGCAUUUUGGAGCACCCUCUCCUUUCAGUUCUUUCUUCCAAGUGUGGGGUAGAACGCGGAGGACUCGUUUCUUGGCCUCAGUUCCAGAAGGAUCUUCGUGGUGUUAAUUUGGGAGAAUCCUGUUCUUCUAAUGAAGUUCGUAUAACGCAUGAAGUGAAGCACUGGAAGCUUAAUGGAGAGGAUCAAGAUCUGAAGUAG
This is a messenger RNA of Pocillopora damicornis (cauliflower coral), 747 nucleotides long. RefSeq lists its product as uncharacterized. Gene Ontology annotation, biological process: cytokine-mediated signaling pathway. The record is from RefSeq and is a predicted model, not a curated record. NCBI's taxonomy places the organism in Eukaryota, Metazoa, Cnidaria, Anthozoa, Scleractinia, Pocilloporidae. Gene Ontology annotation, molecular function: cytokine binding; cytokine receptor activity. Gene Ontology annotation, cellular component: membrane; signaling receptor complex; external side of plasma membrane.